Messenger RNA from Prunus mume (Japanese apricot), 1075 nucleotides. The record is from RefSeq and is a predicted model, not a curated record. Lineage: Eukaryota; Viridiplantae; Streptophyta; Magnoliopsida; Rosales; Rosaceae.
GUCACUUUUCAUGCAUUUUCCAAGCAGCUGCAGGACUAACAUUUCAUUUUGUCUUACUUACAAUUUACCACUCAAGCUAAGUCAAAAUUCAGAGAGUAUUAUAUCAGCAACCAAAAUUUAGACUGCUAUGAUCCUCCUGUCUUGACCUCAACACGUCAACAAUGGAAGAAGAAGUGAAGCUAAUAGGGUUUUGGCCAAGCCCAUAUGUUUACAGAGUGAUAUGGGCUCUAAAGCUCAAGGGUGUGAAAUAUGAGUACAUAGAAGAAGACCUUUCAAACAAGAGUGAAUUGCUUUUGCAGCUCAACCCAGUUCACAAGAAGGUCCCGGUGCUUGUUCAUCGCGGCAAACCGAUUGCUGAGUCCACUGUCAUCCUUGAAUACAUCGAAGAAACUUGGCCGGGGAAUUAUCGUCUGCUGCCUCAAGAUGCUCACGAAAGAGCCUCCGCGCGGUUUUGGAUCCAAUUUUAUGUGUAUCAGCCUCCCAUUUUUGGUCCAUUCUUCAAAUUAACUGCCGGGGAAGAGCGAGAAAAGACAAUACAAGCCGUUUUGGAAAACCUGAAAAUAUUGGAAGAGCAGGGCCUCGGAGACAAGAAGUUUUUUGGGGGUGAAACUAUAAACUUGGUAGACAUAACACAUGGUUGGUUGCCUCACUGGUUUGAGGCCACUGAAGAAAUGGUUGGUGUCAAGGUUCUGGAGGCAAGCACUUUGCCUCGGCUGCGUGCAUGGGUUCAGAAUUUCAAGCAAGUUCCUGUGAUCAAAGACAACCUUCCUGACUACCAAAAAUUGCUGGCCCAUAUGACACGCCUGAGGAAAUCUCGUGUCCCUGAUCAAGUCUGAAACCUACCAAGUCAUAUAUAUAUUUUGUAUGCUCUAUGAAUUCCUUUGUUUUCAAUUUGAGCUCCCCUUUAUCUAGUAAAUGCUUUUAUUUCGAUCUCUUUGGACCUGCCUGCCCAAAAGGGUUUGGGUUGUAAUUUUUUUUUUCUUAUAAAAAAAAAAUCAGAAAAUUACGAAGUAUGUGUACACUAGCCGAAGGUUUCUAUAUCGCAGUCAAAUAAAUGAUAAGAAUGUUUGGUUUA